Molecule: messenger RNA, 1230 nt
Organism: Salvia hispanica
Lineage: Eukaryota; Viridiplantae; Streptophyta; Magnoliopsida; Lamiales; Lamiaceae
Product: serine/threonine-protein kinase Aurora-3-like
Biological process (GO): protein phosphorylation
Molecular function (GO): protein kinase activity; ATP binding
Source: RefSeq, a predicted model, not a curated record
CAAAAUUUAAACUCCCAUCUUCCUCAGAGGAGUUAAUGUCGUUGCAAAAUAGUAUCUUCGAAUUCAAAUAUCACUGCUUCCCUCCCAUUCCAAAAGCCCUAAUUCACAACCCCCAAAUUCAAUCUUCCGAUGGCCGAUCAGCGUCGCAAACCCCCAAAACAACCCCAAACGACCUCCAAAAAGCAAUGGUCUCUCUCCGAUUUCGACGUCGGCAAACCCCUCGGCAAAGGUAGAUUCGGCAGAGUGUAUCUAGCUCGCGAAAUCAAGAGAAAGUAUAUUGUGGCGUUAAAAAUUAUAUUCAAGGAGCAAAUUGAGAAGCAUGGGUUGCAGCACCAGUUGCGGAGGGAAAUGGAGAUCCAAAGCGCCCUUCGCCACCCCAAUGUGCUGAGGCUUCACGGAUGGUUUGACGACAAUGAGAGAAUUUUCAUGAUUUUGGAGUACGCUCACGGCGGCGAGCUCUACAGAAGGCUUCGAAAAGUGGGACGCCUCACCGAGACACAGGCUGCCACGUAUAUAGCUAGUCUCACAGAGGCUCUGUUGCACUGUCACCAAAAGCAUGUCAUUCACAGAGACAUCAAGCCGGAAAAUUUGUUGCUUGAUCAUGAGGGUCGGCUCAAACUAGCAGACUUCGGUUGGUCUGUACAGUCCAGAAGCAAAAGACACACUAUGUGUGGAACCUUGGACUAUUUAGCACCAGAAAUGGUAGAGAGAAAGGCGCAUGACUAUUCUGUUGACAACUGGACAUUGGGAAUUCUCUGCUACGAGUUUAUAUAUGGUGUCCCUCCAUUUGAGGAUGAAAGCCAGAUGGAUACACUCGAAAGGAUAAAGAAUAUUGAUUUAGCAUUUCCUUCUACCCCUGGUGUUUCAGCAGAAGCUAAAGAUCUCAUUAGCAGGCUUCUCGUGAAGGAUUCAUCAAAAAGGCUGUCCCUAGAGAAGAUCAUGGGACAUCCUUGGAUAGUGAAGAACGCCAACCCUAUGGGUAUCUGCCCAAAUUAGCACUAUGCUAUUUUGACUUAUGCUAUAAUUAUAAUGCAUGAUGGCUAGUUAUGUAUAUGAAGUAAGGUAAGGAGUGGUAGAUUUAGCUGUAACAUCUUUUAUUAUAGGGGUAUAAUAUUCUAUACUUGUAAUACUAUACUCAUUGUUUGGUGAGAUACAUUGAAGUUAAGUAAAUACUCUAUAUUAUAAGUAGUUAUAACUAUAAUUUGUAAUGCAGAAUCCCACAAUCAUUUA